UGAUGUUAACAUUGUAUACAACUUCAAAAAACUAAUUUGUUUUAUUGCAUUGCCGUUGAAUUAAGUUUGAAUAAUGAACGACCUGGUUGAAAAAAGCUAUAAUUUAUAUUUUACGUAAUACGUAAAAUAGAUACGAUGUUAAGCUACUGAAAUCUUACAGAAUAUGUAUGAAGGUUUGCUAUAUAUGUCCCUGCAUGUUAUAUCGAAUUUUAAAUUCCUUAUCAGCUAUGAAAACAAUUUUCAAUGAAAAUGGCUCGAAUUUUUCUGCUUUUGGUGUUAAUUAUUAAUUAAUUUGUAAUUAAAACUUGUCCUCCGCUGAGCAGAACGAAACAUAUUCUUUGAAUAUUCUGUAACGUUGCUAUUAUUGUGAUGAGCCAUGAUUGUUAACAGCGCUACCCUGUUACAUGCAUAAAAAUGUAAAGUGGAUAUAAACUGAAAUAAUGUUCGUGUUUUGCCUACAAACUGUUCUCCGGAUCCGUUGUCAAAUCCUUCUUCUGUCCUUGACCACGUGGGGUGUAAUCGCUGAAAACCAUCAGUUGUUUUUAUCAAAGAACAAAUACAUUGAAAACAAAGUUCUAACGGCGGGAACAGUUGGAUACAUUGCCGAGAUGUCUUCAGUUGGAAUCGUUCAAUGCUCAAUGAAAUGUGCGGCCUAUAAGUCGGGGUGUGGUGGGUUGUUUUAUCACCCGCAGUCAGAGUCUUGUAAACUCUUGACGAGUCCCCUUACAGAGGCGCUUGCUUACGAUGUUAGGCUUGGCUGGUCGUUUUGGUCGCAAAAUCCAUGUGAAAUAGGAUGGUUUUACUUCAAAGACCACUGCUAUUUUCGUGACCAGACAUCUCUGAACUGGGCUUCCGCGAAGCUUGUCUGCGAACAGCAGUCGUCGUAUUUGGCGGAAGUCGAUUCGUUGGAGGAAAACAAUUGGAUUACAGAGAACAUGACGCCAUUUGACUGUCUGACUGACUGGAUGGACUGUGUUGUGUGGCUCGGUGGGUCAGACAUCCUGACGGAGGGAUCUUUUGUGUGGAGCACCAAUAACAGGGCCCUGACCUUCACCCACUGGGGACCGUACGACCCUAACGCCUACACAGCUGACGACGACUGUGUGGCCCUGAUGUACCCCGGGGGACAGUGGGCCGACUUUGGAUGCUUCAUGGAACGUCAUUUUGUUUGCGAGAAAGACGCGUAAAAUCAUAGAACUGACAUCAUAAAUGUAUAUGAGGGGGGAGCAUAAAGAGCAAAGAGAGUCGUCAUUUUUCUUUCUUUUUUUUAAUUUCAAAGCAUUUUGGAAUAGUUACAGUUUAUAAUAUUGUGUGAACUUUUGAAAAUGUGGUUCUGUAUUAUAAAUAUUGCUAUACAGAAAUAGUUAGAACACGUGUAUCUACCGACGCAGGUCAAAAUGCUAGUUUUUGGAAAAUGUCAAACCAAAGUGGAAACUCGAGAUGGUUUUUUUAAUCAUGUACACAUUACCAGAAAGAGUUUGAACUGACACAGUUAACAUGUAUAACAAAUACGUAUUUGGUUGACCUAUAUAUAUAGUAGUUUACAUAUUUAUCAGCAAAAUCACAGGAACAAAAAGAUUACGAUGUUUUUGUUUUUAAGACAUACUGCUUUGAUAUAU
Molecule: messenger RNA, 1619 nt
Organism: Magallana angulata
Lineage: Eukaryota; Metazoa; Mollusca; Bivalvia; Ostreida; Ostreidae
Product: C-type mannose receptor 2-like
Exons: 4
Coding region: 441-1187 (248 amino acids)
Source: RefSeq, a predicted model, not a curated record